Neurospora hispaniola is the source of this 2706-nucleotide messenger RNA. RefSeq lists its product as uncharacterized. The transcript is spliced from 4 exons. The coding region runs from base 274 to 2622 and encodes 782 amino acids. The record is from RefSeq and is a predicted model, not a curated record. Lineage: Eukaryota; Fungi; Ascomycota; Sordariomycetes; Sordariales; Sordariaceae.
GCCAGACCCGGCCAAUGGGACAGCUGUCGCAAACAACAAGCACACAUUUUAUAACAAGCGAAACCCCCGACAUCUAGAGGAACGUUGCUUGCUUGCCCACCAAGGAAGGCUUGGCCCGAUCAAACCCCACUCUCCGCUUAUCCCACAUCACGCCCGGACCAGUCACCCAAUUCCUACAUUCACUCGCUUCCUCCAAACCCAUCGUCAGCGCCCAACUCUGGCGCCUCAUCCCGGUCAGACAACACAAUUGACAUUUGGCAGAGCAAUUAGACCAUGCCUUCAGACGCCUCCGACACGAACCGGCGGCCCUCAGCCAAGAGGUGGUCGACCACCGAGAGUCUGCGCCGCGGCAGAGGCCCUCCGACAUGCCGCGUCCCUCAGUGUAGAGACACGGCAGUACCCAUUGCUGGAGCCUUUGAUAACGAGAUCCUUCUCUCCCUCUACUGUAAACGACACACAUGCCGAUGGGAAUAUCCGCCCUACGACAGGAGCUGUUGCCCCGAUCCUGUAACGUCAGGGCAAGACUUGUGUGAUCACCACGAGCAACUUCUAUCAUGCGCAUGCACGACGGAACCGUGUUUGCAAAAGAGGGACUACGAAGAAGUUGCCGACAGUGUCGACCCAACGGCCCCUUGGUUUUGUUCUACUCAUCGAUGCGGCCAGGAUAGGUGCGAUAGGGAAGGUACCGGGAGUGACCAACACAAUCGGCGAUGCGACGAGCACAAGCGAUGCGAUGUGCCCGACUGCAUGUCACCACCAGACGUUCAAAAUGACAGCUUCUACUGCAAGAGACACACCUGCAGAAGCGCCCAUUGCCCCAACGUCGCCAAGAAGAACAACCUUUGCACGGAGCAUCAGCGAUGUGUGCGCGAAGGGUGCAACAAACCUCGAUAUUGGCCCGACACUGGACUCGAUGAUCUGGAUGCGCCGCCAUUGUGUGAAACACACUUCAAACAGAAAGCUCGAUGUGCAAACCCAGAUUGCAGCCGACAAAAGGAAAAUGGACAGGGCCGGUACUGUUCCGAGCAUGAGUGUAAGUCCGGAGGGUGCCCAGUGGAGAGAGACAGCUUUGAAAGUCUUUACUGUCACAAGCAUCGCUGUAGGAAGGACGGCUGUCCCAACCCUCUUGUCAAUGGCUCAAGCACCGGCACCGGCAUUUUUUGCCCGCAACAUACCUGCAAGUUCCCAUCAUGUCAGCAAAGCAUCUCCAAGGCCAACUCUUCCCAUUGUGAGAUUCACUCAUGCAGCAAGCCAGACUGCCCCAAUCCCGCCGACAUCAUCGGCAGCUCGAAAACCUCCGGGAAGCCUGGCCCAACCCUCUGCAAGCUACAUAAAUGCAAGAUUGCCUCCUGUCCCGAGGAAGCGAUACCCAUAUCCGACACCACAGCAGGAUACUGCCAUGUCAAGCACGAAUGUAUCGAGGACGCCUGCCAAAAAGGCCGAUUAUACGACGACCAAGGAACACCCUUUGAGCGAUGCGCCGAUCAUGAACGGCAACGGUGGAAAGAUGCGGGGAGGAGAGACGCUGAAGAGGCGAUGGAGGCGGAGGAUGCCGCCAGAAAGAAGAACGAGUUGAAGAAGGACAGGCAACACGCUGAAGAGAAGGACGCAUUGAAAGACGAGAUCAGGCAGUUGAGGGAUAUCAUACACGGACCAGAGGGCAUUGAGACUUUCAGGCAAGAGCUGGAGGAUUUGAGGGCGGAGACGGCCCGAUUACGAGCAGAGAACGAGGGGCUACGAGCAGCCCAUGACGCGCACCAAGCGCGGUUACGCAAAGGGCGAAGACCCUCCAUGGCAGCCACCAGCCCCGGAUUCUACCCCAACGGCAUUCCGACUACAGCUCCCGGACCAGGAGAUUAUCUUCCCUUCAGGCCACCGGACGGCCAUCCCCUCGCAGGUCCAGGCCCCAUGCCCAUACCUGGGAUGAACGGCAGCAAACCAGGGAGGGAAUCCCCUGUUAGCCGCAGCUUUCGUGGCAGUAACGUAUGGGACACAUCCCGGGACUCUCUCCUCUCACAUCAGAUGUACGAAGAUCAUGAGUACCCCUACUACUCGGAAGAAGACAGGGGCGGAACACCAACAGACAUCUCGUUCGACCACAACAGCGAGCUUGAUCCCACGCAACAACCUCAACGGGGUCGUAUUCGAGAUGUCCCCGUAGACUGGCGAGACUCGCCCACGCCCGGGCGCGAGCCGCGUGGUAGAGAGGCUAGAGAGAUGAGAGAUAAGUCGAGAGGCAGAGUCAGAGGCGGCACCACCGACACGAUCAAGGAAGGUGAAGUGGUCGUAGGAAGCCCAAGGGACAAGAGCAAGGCGAGGCGGACAAAGAGCAAACACCGGACAAGCGGGGGGUAUGGGGCUUAUGAUGCCAUGAGGAGACGGAGCGGUGCGGGUUUGAGCCACCAGUGGCAUGGGGAAGCCACGCAAGUACCACAACCACCACCGUUAUCAUCAAGGAAGUCAAAGACGUUUGGAACGGGGAAGCCGAGGCCUGUAAGUAUGGCGGGGAGUGUACCUGAUGGGUUGUAUGCUGGAGGAGGAUAUGCUGGACAUGCUGCCCCGGGACAUAUGGGAUAUUGGGGGCCGCGGGGACAUGGGGAGUAUUAUGACAGUGAGGAAUGAGAUGGGAGGUGAGAUUACGGUAGAGGUAUAUUGGAUAGAUAUGGAUGUCAUUUUGAUGUCUCACCCGCCUGUAAUGAUGGUCGG